GUCACACAGCCUGCAGCCACCAAACCACUACGGCGCAGACUCUCAGUCGCUUUUCUAGCACUUCUGUAGCCUAUCUUUACUCUAUCAUAAACCAUUCUCGCCCAUAAUGAAGAGGUUAUUUGGUCGCGAUAAACCCAAGCUUACCAAGCCUUCUGCCGCUUCCGACGUUUAUGCAGAGGACAGCCAUUACUCUACUGAUAACCAGUAUUAUGCGCAAACUCCUCAUGGCCCCGAUCGUGGACAGAUCCACUCGCAAGAACGUUCGCGUGUCAUUGUCCGUUCUUCGUCUGAUGAACCCUGGGAUGUGGUCUCGUCUCAGGACGGCUCCCCUGUGCCAGCAGCGUUUGUUCCGCGUGCGAUCUCUCCGUUCGGAACUGUUUCCAUAAGUUCAACGACAUCCACGAAUCCCCAAGACCGCGAUCGUGACCUACAAACGCCACGCAAGAAAUCGUCCGGUAAUAUCAAUGCUGUCGCUGCUGUUGGUAUACUACGUGCACUUGAUCCUCACUUAGACGUCCACCCACAACCCAGGGAUCACUUGGACGACACUGUUAACAUUAAACCAAUAGAGAAGAAGGAGAAGAAGGGCUUCUGGGAGCGUGCUAGUGGGAGAGAUAAAGACAAGGAUAAGUCGCGUACUAAAGAGAAGGAGAGGCGAGAAGAGGAGGGUCAGGCAGAGCUGACGAGAAUGAUCGGCUAUCUGACCGCUACCGCUUCGGAAGAUUGGUCCCUUGUCCUUGAAGUCUCCGAAAGAGCAUCUACCAGUGAGGCGGCAGCUAAGGACACGGCCAAGGCGCUACGGCGGGAAUUCAAAUAUGCUGAACCACCAGCUCAACUAUCCGCCGCUAGGCUUUGGGCGAUAUUGCUUCGCAACGCCUCUGGGACGUUCAUAAAUCAAUGCGCUUCCCGGAAAUUCUUAGAUACUCUCGAGGAGGUCAUACAAUCCCCACAUACAUCGCCGGUCGUCCGUGAACGAUUACUCCAGGUUUUAGCAGCGGCGGCAUACGCUAGUGGUUCUGGUUCAAAACCUGGUCGUGCAGAAAAGGAUCCAUUCCGUCAUCUAUGGCGUAAACUGAAGGCACCUUCGCAGCCUGAUGAGGGCAUUCCGUUUGAUGCUGAUGAAUCUAUGCUCAAUCCUCCUGUCACGCCUAUUCCCCCGCGUGAAUCAUCACCCAUACCGCCGCAUCAGAGACCUCCAUCUAAUACCAAACACAAAACGUCCUCUCCGCGCAUCAUUCCUCCAGAGGAAGACAUGCGUAGGUUGUUCCAAGAGUGCAAGGUUGGCAAGGGAAAUGCAUCACUAUUGUCUGAAGCUCUAGCAUACGCGAAACCCGAGGAUCUCAAACAUAAGUCCGUUAUAAAGGAGUUUUAUGCAAGAUGUCGAGCGUCACAAGAAUUGAUUUACGCACAAAUACCAUGGGCCUCAGCGAAUGCCGAACGAUCUCGUCAAGCUGCUGGCAGAGAGUCACCUGUGGUCAGGCGCAAGAACUCUGCUGGUACUCCACGCUCAAAUGUCCUUUCCAUCGUUGGUGAACCAGAAGAUGCCCCCGGGCUCACAGUAGAAGAACAGCUUCUGGCAGCUCUUCUAAACGCCAACGAAGAACUGACCGAGGCGUUAAGACUGUACGAUGAUCUCGAACGCGUCAAGAUCGAGAGAGAAGCUGAAAGGCGGAGCAAGAAAGAAACUAGAAUGGACCCUAGAGUAUCAGAGACCUCCGAUAGAUCAUUCCGACAGCUCCGCUUCUUUGGCUCGGCCUCGAUCAAAUUAUGGCCACAAUGGGCACAUAUCUUCUCCCAGUUCGUCGCCGUCGCCUUCGCCACCUCCUUCCGUCGUGGUCACGCCGAUUAUUCCUUCGCAUACCCAUCCACUUCCUCCUAUACCGCACCACAAUCCAGCUAGCAGCCAAUUGGGCUCCCAAACGCUUGCACCUCCUCCACCAGCCCCUCAUGGACCACGUCUUCCUUCCCAUUACACCAGCAGCCGCUCACGGAGUCCGUCACCAGAUCGACUUGCUACACCUUCACCCCAGCAAAUGGAAUAUUCAGACUCGAAUAAGUCGCAGAUUGGGUCCAGCAACAUCGGGCAGGCGGAUGAUUCGUCCUUCUCUGAAUUAGAGUUUGACUUCAAUCCCCAACAACCCAGCGCAAAGGCCUUGGGUAAGCGUAGACAGCUUGAACCUAGUGACGUAGACAAUCCCUUCGAUCCUGAUGAUAUGUUCUACGACCAUGGCCCUGAUUCGAGGCAAUCCGAUAGCUUCAGUGACUCUGACUCCGACGACGCUUAUUCAGGAUCUAAACGUCCACACAUUCAUUACGUCUAUGACGCGGCUGCUGAACGCACAAAGCAACGCAUAAAGGAGAGUCGUUUGGCCGCCGCGGCGUUGGAUGGGCUUACUAUUUGAGUCCUUCUACUUACAUACUAUCGGAUUCUGUACAGCACUCUAUUUCUCACUUAGGACGGAGGUUUAUCCGCUGUUUCGUUAUACAUGAUUACUUUGUUGUACUUUAGAUACUGAACAUGGAUUUCGGAUUGUCGAUUACAGUAGUUACACGUUCUUCGCAACACUCGCUCCCGAUUUGGAUAAGCCUCCGCGAAAAAUAUAUCUGCUUAUAUAAGCGCAAUCACAC
Molecule: messenger RNA, 2628 nt
Organism: Somion occarium
Lineage: Eukaryota; Fungi; Basidiomycota; Agaricomycetes; Polyporales; Cerrenaceae
Source: the annotation of a GenBank genome assembly